AUGACCAUCGAUCUCACCGAGCCCGGUACAGCACCCAGUCUGACACCAAGACCAACCCCAAUUUGGACUGCUCAACCUAGCCGUCGACCGAUUCCAACAUCUGGCCCCAGUGACGACUCAGGUGAUGAUGGCUCCGACGACGUGCCAGAUACCGUCAGAAAAGCCCAGCAGAAACUCCACGAUGACAUGGCAAAUGGGUCCUCUCAGGAGGAACUCCAGAAUGAUGUCGACAAUAUCUGGUCGGCGGAAGUCGCAGCACAUGAGUCUUGGCUUGCGACGCAGACUUCGGUCUCCCUUCCCUCAGGUUAUCCGAGUGUGUCAGCCUGGCCGGCUCCGUCUGGACAUCCCAAACCAUCUGGACAUCCCAAGCCAUCUGGAGGAUGGCACUUCCCUGGUGGGCAGGGAGGAGCUCGGGUGUCUACUUUUACAACCGAGGUGACUUCUUCGACUUCCUCUGUGGCCGGAGACAGCCAAAUCCGAAGGAAACACCAAACUUUCUGA
This is a messenger RNA of Penicillium brasilianum, 501 nucleotides long. NCBI's taxonomy places the organism in Eukaryota, Fungi, Ascomycota, Eurotiomycetes, Eurotiales, Aspergillaceae. The record is from the annotation of a GenBank genome assembly.